Messenger RNA from Ixodes scapularis (black-legged tick), 4920 nucleotides. RefSeq names its product RNA binding protein fox-1 homolog 3 (gene Rbfox1). NCBI's taxonomy places the organism in Eukaryota, Metazoa, Arthropoda, Arachnida, Ixodida, Ixodidae. Gene Ontology annotation, molecular function: mRNA binding. Gene Ontology annotation, cellular component: nucleus; cytoplasm. The coding region runs from base 1457 to 2779 and encodes 440 amino acids. The transcript has 13 exons. The record is from RefSeq and is a predicted model, not a curated record. Gene Ontology annotation, biological process: regulation of alternative mRNA splicing, via spliceosome; nervous system development.
GGGAGAGAGAGCUUUCGCAACGGCAGCCGUAGUUUACGGGACGACGCCGAGCCUGAACCUUUUCGCCACGAGCAGGCAGUUGGAGCUGGUCGGAUUCAGAGGAUCCUCGGAAUACUUGGGUUACGAAAAGGCGACGAUCUUCGAGAACAGCGCGGCCAGUGGAGUGUGUGUGCUAGCCUUACCUGUUGACAUUUAUUAGCAUUGGGCUUCCUCCAAGAACGACCUCCUGAACGUCUUGGACACAACCUCGGAGUAUCGUCCCCAACCAUCGCUGCUUCUAAGACAAGACUAACUUGAGUAGCAGAUACAACGACCAGGACCUGUCCUACCUCAAGUUUCGACAUCCCAUCAUCUAGAACCUCGCCGACAUCUUGAAGAACGAUUUCAAUGCGGAGGAUUAUCCUGCAUUUUUUUCUUCUUUGUUCCCACAAUAGCCAGUGAGUCUAAGUACCAGCACCAUUCAGCGGGAUUAGGACAAGUCUUUCCCAGAAGUCCGACAUCAUUAUCCAACGGAACCUCUUCGCAUCCUUGAGCCUGUACACCAGGUCAAGUAUCAAAAACCGACUGCACUGCACAUCCUGCACCAUCAGGUAUCGUGUCUUGAAGCAGUUGACUGAGCAAGUCAUCUGUUGUCAGUCAUGGACCGUUCCUGCAGAAGACCGCCCACGUCCCGUCAGAUGUUGGACUGACUGCCACGAACAAACGGUACCCAGCAGUGUAGCUGUGUUUGGUCACGUGAGAAAGGGACCUUGUGACGUCAUCGCUCUGCUAGACAACGUCGAGAUAGAUUGUGCAUUGUGUAGGCAGUGCCAUCUGGUUUAUCGUAGUUGUGAUUGACAGGUGCAAACACUCCAGAGGUGACAUCUGUGACCGAGUUCCCUUCUGACCGCAUCUCUUCGCUACAACUACUCAUCGGCUUCAGUCAUCAAAUGUGUUCAGUUCAAUCAUAUGCAAGCUUCGUGUGAAUUCUGCUGAAAUUAAUUUCGAGCUUAGUAAGGAACAGUCUCCUGAAGCUUGCAACGUCGGCGAGCAACAAAAACGGGUGUGGUGUGACUUGGUGGAUAAGAGCUUAUAAUAUAGUUACAUCAGUAGUCAGCGCACACGGUGUCACAAUCGUCCGGUGUUGAAAGUUCACCCUUACCUGACACCAUCACAAGAUAACUCCUCUCAUUCAGUCAGAGUACUGUAAAAAAAACUUUGCAUCUGCACAGUCCCCCACCAUCAAGGGCUCAAAACAAACGGUCACACUAGCUCCACUCUGAGAGGACAACAAUUUCUCAUCUGGCCGAAAAACCGACCAAGUUCCUGCAGCUAUUCACGGAUACGGGGAUAACCCGAGGAUAACCCGGCAUUUCCUCCAGUCUCUGUCACGGAAAGUUACGUCGAGAACAUCUGGGCAAACAACCCCAACACGGCUUCGACCACGGCUGCGGACGGCGCUCUGACAGGGGCCCACAUGGCUGCUGCGGCUGCAGCUUCGGCUAAUCCGGCUCCAGCCGCGUUACAACUGGCUUUGGAUCCGACUAUGCAGAUGUUUCCCCGGCUCAUUGACCGCCAGACCAUGAAUCUCUUCGGCUUUCCAGCCAUCAUGCCUCAGGUGAGUCCUUGGACACAUGCUUCUGCCGUCCUGCAGUCCGGCGGCGCUGGGGUCGGACAUCAGGUCUUCUCCGCCGCCAACCCGGGAAAUCAGCACAUGGUGCAGACGCAGAUGGCGUCUAGCUACCCCCAGUACGUCGCCCAAAAUGGCGGCGAGCGACAGGACACCAAGGACGGCUCAUUCGCCCUGCCCAUCGUCACCACCAACGGGGUGGAGCAACAGACGAUCGUGAAACAGAAACUGUCGGCCGACGCAGGCGCGGCCUUGCGCAUGCGCAUUGCUUACCUCGAGCAGCCAGGCACUCUCGAAGCCAGGGACCUCGCCGGCACAGCCGUCGACAAACAAACGGACCUGGAGCCCGACGGCGCCGGCGGAGCAGCGGGCGUCGUCCUGACGGGAGCCCAGGUGGCCAAUGCCGCCAACGCCGUGGCGGUGGCGGCGGCGGCCGGAGCUGCCGAAGCGGCCAAGAACGGCCAGCCCAAGCGGCUGCACGUGUCCAACAUCCCCUUCCGCUUCAGGGACCCCGACCUGCGGCAGCUCUUCGGGCAAUACGGGGCUAUUCUCGACGUGGAAAUCAUCUUCAACGAGCGAGGUUCCAAGGGCUUCGGUUUUGUCACGUUCGCAACUAGUGCGGAUGCGGACCGAGCACGAGAGCAAUUGAACGGCACAGUUGUCGAAGGCAGAAAGAUCGAGGUAAACAAUGCGACAGCGCGGGUACAGACCAAAAAGACACCGACGAUACCCAACGUGGCUGCUCUGAGAGGCGUUGCGAUUCAGAGGGGAAGAGCGCGAGGUGCCGCUGCUGCCCCCUUCGCCGCCGCCUUUGCCAGACAUCCCUCACCACUAACUGCGGCCGCCGCGGCCGCCUCAGCCCUGCAUGGUUACACUCCGGUGUACCAGGAUCCCUUCCUAGCCUACGCAGGGGCUGAGAGGUACCAGUUACCGGCCACAUAUGCAGCGAGUGCGGCUUACACUGCAGCCGCAGCGCGAAGUUAUGCGGCGGCCGCGGCAGCAGCCCAACCGGCGGUGGCCUCAUACACCGCUGUGGCCGGGUCUCCCUCGCUCUACUACAGCUAUGGGCGGGAGUAUGCAGACCCCUACCUUGGCCACAGCAUAGGCCCUGUUGCCGGCUACGGGACUGCGGUGUACAGGAGUGGCUACAACCGCUUCACUCCGUACUGAGGGAGCUCAUGGAGCAGCUACGCCGGGAGGAGGGAAGAGAGAGCAGAAGACUCUUCCCCCUGUCGGAUCAACAACAGCGUCACCCCGUCGUCCCCCUCCCCUCCGCCCUCUGCUACGGGGCGCGCUCUCUUCCUUUCGGGCACACCCGCCUCCUCGCGUGUGGAACCCCCAUCGGUCCACACGGCUCGGGAGCGAGAAGAAAACUCCAAAGUUUACACUGCUCCCUCCCCUCCCGUUUCUUCUUUGUUGUUUUUUGUCUCCAAGGGAGAGGGAGAGAAUGUAACUCUUCCCCCUUUAUCCCCAACUUUGUAUGCGCGUAUGCCCCCCUCUCCCCUUUCUCCCCGUCAUAUCCCCCAAGUCGGCAUUUCGUCUGCCCGUUUUUUGUCCGUGUGUUCAGUCUCGUUUUGCAUACUCGUCGGGGGCCGUUUGCGUGAACCGGCCUUUUUGGGGCCUGGUUUCAGCGUAGUCAGUUUCAUUGGGGUCUGUUUCGUUGGAAUCCAGUUCGUCGGGGCCAGUUUCGUUGGAAACGUUUUCGUAGGAAGCGUUUUCGCCCGUAAUGGUUUCGUCGGGGGUGGUCCCAUUUUUUUUCUUCUCAUCAUUUCGGUUCAUCGUUGAUCUGUUUGCGUCGUCCCCACAUGAGGGGUGCACGCCCUUUCGUCGUGUCCGCGUCUUGCCAUAGCUUGUGCUAGUAUUUAAUUUUUUAGGUGCCUCUUCGGAGUCAAGUUGUUGCAGUCUGCUCGUACAUUGCGCCGCGAGCUCCUCGUGGCACUUUCCUUUCCCCCUUCCCCCCUAUGCUCAUUUGCCGCGAGUUUUCCCCGUCGCGUUUUCGUUGCAACCUCUCUUCGUUUACGUCUCGUGUUUGCACGUGUGUGUCCUUUUCUUUUCUUCUUUGUCCUCUCAUAUCGAUCAUUCGACCCGCUGGCUGGCCAAUGAACGUGCAGGCAGGGCAGAUUCUGACGGAGUUUUCGUGAGUCGAGAGAGGCGAGGCGGCGACACUGAUUUUGUGGCUCGUUCUAGGUAAAUUGAAGCAAAAAGUCUGUGUUUCUGGAACGGGUCGUUCGCCUCAAGGUCAAUAAGAGCGGGAAUCAGCAGAGGAGCCCCUUGUCAUGCCUGUAUGUCGGAACUCAUCGUCGGGUGAGCUUGCAACGUCGGAGGUUUGGCACGGUUCGUACGCAGAUGCUGUGCACGCAUCGUGCCAAUUGAAAAGCUCACCGACUGAAAAGGAAAAAAAAAAAGGGGGUCAAGGUCUGUCAGUCGCCAUUGUCGCCAAAGAGCAUAAUACUCUGCACAAGACACAAGCACACACGGCCCGACACGUUUGUACAUAUUUAUCGUAGUUGAGUCCUGCCCCUUGCCUAAGCUAUCCACCCCCUCGUUGUGUCAAAAAGCUCAAGCUUUUCUCCACUGUCGUUCCGUCGUUCAUUUCCUUUUCCUCCUCCCCGCGAUGUCUCGGCGACGCCCGGACCUUAACCAAGCCGCCUUUCUUCCAUUUCCCCCCCUGAUUGGGAAAAAUUGCCCCUUUUUUCUGCCUCGUUUUCCCGACUGUUUUGUUGCCACCGCUUCGUCGGAAGCAGUUUUGUCGGAAACCACAUUCGUUAAAAACUACUUUAGUUGGAAACAUUUUUCAUUGGAAACCUGUUUCAUUGCAAGCAGUUUCAUCAGCAGUUGCAACGAGUUGCAUUUUGAAAGCGUCGGGCACCCCGCUCGUGGCCGGCGUCCGCUAGUUGCGUGAUCUAGUCACGAAUCGUAAUUUAAAUUCUCUCUUGGGUGCGGCGGAUUCGCAGAGUUCCGAGCCUCGCCGGCAAGGUCUGUUCUCUCUCGUCAUUGGCCGACCGUUGCCAAGCUCCGCCUUCCCGACUGGUUCGUGGUAGUUUUUGUUGUUUUUUUCUUCCGCCUGUAAUAUUUGCGACGUGUCGCGUCCGUUUGUAAUCCCCCUCAUUUGCGAAUCGGUUUCAUCUGUGCAUUCUUCGGAGGGUGCACGUGUGAUGUUCACCAUUUUCUCAAAGUUCAUCUUUUAAUUGAGUUUUUUUUUUUUUUUUUUUUAUUAUUAUUAUUUUGUGUUUUGUGGAUUCUUAGGUUGGGCACGACACCGGGUCAACACGCGGGUCUGGGUUUCUUUGUGUUUUUUUUCUUGGAAUCGC